Synchiropus splendidus (mandarinfish) is the source of this 3282-nucleotide messenger RNA. It is a transcript of the gene dhx35, whose product is annotated as DEAH-box helicase 35. The record is from RefSeq and is a predicted model, not a curated record. Bases 18 to 2117 code for a protein of 699 amino acids. Lineage: Eukaryota; Metazoa; Chordata; Actinopteri; Syngnathiformes; Callionymidae. Gene Ontology annotation, cellular component: catalytic step 2 spliceosome; intracellular anatomical structure. Gene Ontology annotation, molecular function: RNA binding; ATP binding. The transcript has 21 exons.
GUGACGUCUAAGCCAAGAUGGCGGCACACCGCUCCACGAUGAAAUUUUGGAAACCGGGGACGGAUGCUCCGGGAAUCUCCGAGGAGCGGGACCUUCACUCUGACACGACUGGCUCCCCUGUCAUCUUCAACCCGAACACUGCCCUCUCCAUAGAGAAACAGCGCCAGAAGCUCCCUGUUUUUAAGCACAGAAACAAUAUACUGUACUUGGUGGAGACCUACCAGACAGUCAUCAUAGUUGGAGAAACUGGAUGUGGAAAAACAACACAGAUACCCCAAUAUCUUCAUGAGGCUGGCUGGGCAGCUGAUGGGAAGGUCAUUGGAGUGACUCAACCCCGGCGUGUGGCUGCUAUCUCUGUGGCUAACCGUGUUGCGGAGGAGCGUGGCGCUUUGGUUGGACAUGAAGUGGGCUACACCAUCCGAUUUGAUGACCGUUCCGACCCCCAGGCCACAAGGAUCAAGUUUCUUACAGAUGGCAUGCUGGUGCGAGAGAUGAUGGCAGAUCCGCUUCUGAAAAAAUAUAGCGUGCUGAUGCUUGAUGAAGCACACGAGAGAACGUUGUACACAGAUAUAGCUAUUGGUCUACUGAAAAAGAUUCAGAAAAAACGGCAAGACCUGCGGUUGAUUGUCGCCUCUGCGACUCUGGACGCCAAGAAAUUCCAUGAGUUCUUCAACCUAAAUGAGUCAGGGGAUCCUAACAAGGACACCUGUGGGAUUUUAACUGUUGAGGGACGAACCUUUCCUGUAGAUAUAUUCUACACCAUCAGUCCUGUGCCUGACUAUGUGAAAGCCACAGUGGAGACAGUGAUGAAGAUUCAUGAGAUGGAGGAAGAUGGAGAUGUUCUGGCUUUCCUCACUGGACAGGAAGAGGUGGAGAAGGUCGUGUCUCUUCUUCAGGAACAAGCAAGAACACUGUCUCGACAGGGUAUGAAGAAACAUCUGCGCAUUCUCCCGAUGUAUUCUGGGUUGCCGUACGCUGAGCAAAUGAAAGUCUUUGAUCGGAUGCCAGCUUCAGUUCGCAAGGUCGUGGUGGCCACGAACAUCGCAGAAACUUCAAUCACUAUCAAUGGAAUUGUAUUUGUCAUCGAUUGUGCAUUUGUAAAGCUGCGAGCCUACAACCCUUGCACUGCUAUUGAAUCGCUGGUGAUCACUCCCAUCUCAAAGGCUUCAGCCAGCCAGAGGGCUGGAAGAGCCGGACGUAACCGAGCUGGGAAAUGCUUUAGGUUGUACACAGAAGAAGAUUAUGAAAAACUGCCGGCCGCCACUGUGCCAGAGAUGCAGCGCUCUAAUUUGGCUCCCGUUAUCCUGCAACUGAAAGCAUUAGGCAUUGACAAUGUCCUGCGCUUCAGCUUCCUGUCUCCUCCCCCAGCUCAAACAAUGGUUCAGGCUUUGGAACUGCUUUACGCUUUGGGAGGUCUGGAUCAUUACGGUCGCUUGACUGAUCCCAUGGGCAUCCGAAUGGCCGAGUUUCCCCUCAGCCCCAUGUUUGCCAAGAUGCUCCUCGAGUCUGGAAACUUUGGCUGCUCCUCUGAGAUUGUCACCAUUGCAGCAAUGAUGCAGAUUCAGAAUAUAUUUGUGGUGCCAUCUAAUCAGAAGAAGUUGGCUGCUCGUGAGCACCGGAAAUUUGCCGUUGCUGAAGGAGACCACCUCACAAUGCUGAAUGUCUACGAAGCAUUUAUUAAGCACCAGAAGAGCUCCCAGUGGUGUCAGGAACAUUUCCUUAAUUACAAGGGUCUGCAACGGGCCGUGACGGUACGAGAGCAGCUGCGGCGCCUCAUGAACAAGUUUAAGGUUCAGCGGACGUCGAGUGAAGGUGACCCUGAUGUGAUAUUAAGGUGCAUCGUGUCUGGGUUUUUCUCCAAUGCUGCUCGCAUUCAUCAUUCUGGAUCCUACCGCACUUUACGAGAUGAUCGUGAACUUCACAUCCACCCUAACUCUGUACUGUACGGUGAGAAACCUCCAAAAUGGGUUGUCUUCAAUGAAGUGGUGCAGACUUCAAAAUACUUCAUGCGAGACGUGACCGCAGUCGAGUCGUCAUGGCUGGUGGAGUUGGCCCCGCACUUCUACAAGCAGGCUAAACAUGGAUCUCUGGCCAGCAAGAGGUCUCGCAUCCUUUAAAUCUGGCAAACAAGCAUUUAAGCAGAACAAACAAAGCCCCCUUCUUGAAUCACCACUGUGCCCCCCGUUCAUUGUAUAUAAAAAUGUUCUCAAUAUUUAUUAACCAUUGUCACAGUCACUCCUAGCAACCAUGCUUUGUAGCAGUUCUGUGCACGGUGUGCCCGUAUUAAAACUGUUGCAGUCACACGUGCAUUAGGAUGAGUUGACGCUGUUCUUCUGUAGCUUGUUUAUAUUUGUAAAUAGUUAGCUGAAGCUAAAGCUACAUAGUAAUCAUGUGCUGGAUUGAAGUAUUUUUUAUAAUGGUUGUAAAGAACGUGGGGGAUUGCAAGGCUAAUUCCAUAUGAGAGGCUUUAUAUUUGUAUUACUCAUUUACUCUCCUCAUGACCUUGGUGCCUUUGUGUUCUUAAUUGUGUCCCCUUUAUUCCUAAAGCUGUGAGAUGUUUGUUUUUCCUCGGUUUCCACUGUAAGACGGCAUCUACUGAUAAAACUGUGAAACAGCCAGUUUACUUUAUGUUGCCACCCAAAUAUAGAUCAUGGAGAGCGGCCUUUUAACCACCACUGUGCCACUUUGCUUCCACGAGUUGGCCUGAACCCACAUUAGAGACUGUGAAGCUUUAACAAAAUGACGUUUUUCUUUUUGAGAAAAAGUGCAUUUAACUUUUGGCCCAAAGUAAAAUGAAGAGCUGCUUUAUUUGGGUGCACUAUAUAUGUUGUGCUUUUCGACACAAAACUUUUUUCAUCUACAAAGAAUCACUCUUCAUCUUCUGUUUUGGCUAUGAAGGUUUCUCUGUAAAGAAAAUUCAGUGUUUUACUGUGGGAGUUGCAUUUAGAGAAGAAAAUGGACUUGGAACCAAACUUGUGCUUGCAUGUGUAACAGAUAGAGAAUUAUAGUUUAGACUCAGUGAGCCACAGAUUAGAACACAGCAUACUUCUCCUUUUGUUGGAUAGACUGAUCUACAAUUGAAGUAGCAGUGCAUGCUUUAUGGUACACUCGCAAAGGAAAAUCCAUCUCAGAUUUACCUCACAGAUUUAGGGCCAGUAAAAUGUGUUUCUUUACUCUUGCGCUGAUACAUAUUAAGCCAAAGUGGUAUCAUGUAGACUGUCUGAUGUGCUUACUGUCAUCGUCCAUGUUUACCCCGCCCUUCAAUAAAACCUUACAAUCAUG